AUGUUGUGCAGUCGAUCGAUAGCUCGAGGCAAUAUCACCGCCCGUCUAAUCAGACAGGGGAGGUGCUUCUAUUCCACUCCCAAGUUAAAUGAGUCCAACUUUGAUUUCUUCACCAAGGAAACUCGCUCUACCACAAACGACAACUUGAUCAAAUCAAGACAAGGUUAUUCAGCACACAGUGGAGAAACCAUACAUAAUACCAAAACCGUUACACGCUCUGAUAUCAUAGAUGACAAGCCUUCCCACUUUCGUAAUCUGGAUGGAUCGUUGAUCAAAGGAACGAAUUCUGAUGAGGCAAGAUUGCAUGAUCUGACUCUUGAAGGAAGAGUGGACCAUAGAGUUACCCGAUUGCCUAAGGAAAUCUCCAAGGUUAUCAACAAUAAUAUUUUGGGGCAUGUGGUUCCUAAUAAACUCAGAGAACGUGUUACUAGUAUAUAUAAGGAUAUGCAAAAGAAUUCGAUCCAACGAGCUCCAGUCAGUUCCUUGGAUGCAGAUGCUCACAUCAGUGCUUUCUUCCUUCAAGAUUACGCACAUGCAAGACAGGUGUUGUUGGAAUUACAGAAGAGAGUUGGUGAAGAAAAAUUCAACCCGCAAAGGGUCCUUUCAGUGGGGUAUGGACCUGCUGCAGGCAUGGUUGCCUUGAAUGAAAUCAUGGGGCCAGAUUGGAUACCUGAAACAAAAGAUGCUUAUAUUGUGGGAAGAAAUAACGGGGAGAUGAAGAAACGUGCAAAGAUUAUCUUGUCAAGGCAACCAAAUGAAAAUGUUUCUGCAAGUGAAGAGUCAGCUGCGGAACCAGAAGAACCAACAGAAACCAACGAACCUGAAAUCGAGUCUGAAGAAUUCGUUCUCGAAGAAUACAAGGGCCCAGUAGAUUCCACCAAGCUCAAUAUCCGAACCAAACUUAAAAAUACCAUUCCAGUCUCGAAACAGUAUGACCUUAUUAUAGUCAGCAGUUCACUUUUAUCGCGUGAAUUUAGUUUCCCUAAUGAUGUUGAUGCUAAUAUCCGUAUGCUUUUACGAGUUCUUGCUCCUAACGGACAUAUCGUCCUUGUAGAAAGAGGUAAUGCCGUUGGGUUUGAAACCAUUGCGCGUGCUCGACAAAUCAUGAUUAGACCGGAAGGCUAUCCUAAUGAAAAUGGUAAGAUUCCUCGUCCUUAUAUCCAUGGUUCUUCCGUCAAACCUCAACGAGUUAAGAAAGACGACGAGUUGAUAACUAAAGCAGAUAUUGAAUAUGAGAAAGAGCUAUUGGCCAAAUGGGAAAAGGAGGACCAAGAAUUAUUGGAAGAGGGACAGGAAUUAGCUAAGGAAUUGGAUGAAAAGUUUGGAGAAGUAACUGAAGAAGAAUUAAAGUUUGAAGAUGAAGAUGAUGUGGAAGUUAUUGAUCCUAACACUCAAACUGAAGCUAAGGAAGAAAAAAUGGACUAUCACUUGAGUAUUCUUGCUCCUUGUCCUCAUCAUCAAAAGUGUCCCUUGCAAAUGGGACACCCAAAGUACUACUCUAUUCCUAACCAUAGUCACAGAUUUAGCUUUUGUUCUUUUUCCAAGGUUGUUGAAAGACCGAAAUACACCAUGGAAUUAAAAAAGGGUAAGUUAUUGGCUACAUCUUGGGAUAAACGUGCCGACGAUGGAAUUGGUCAUGCUGACCGAGGAACAUUAAAGAGAUUGCAAGGUGGUGGUAGACCUGGUGGCCGUAACACCGAGGAUGGUUCUUAUUCAUAUUUGAUUGCCCAUAGAAGUCCAAACGACCCUGCUACUAUUGAAAAAAUUGAAAAAGAUCGUAAAUUUAAUGAUAAACAAGACUUUAAUAACGUUAAUCAUUGGGCUCGUAUUAUUGAAAGUCCAAAUAAGUUAAAAAGUAAUGUGAAGAUGUCAGUGUGUGCUUCUAGUGGGAAAAUUGAAACUUGGAAUGUUCCAAAGAGUUUGGGUAAGCAAGCAUACCAUGAUGCUAGAAAAUCUCAAGAAGGUGACUUGUGGGCAUUAGCCAAAAAGGGAGUACAAGUCAGAAACAUAGUUUCUGAUGAAGUUCGUGAGAAAUUGGAUUUGUUGUAUAAAGUCAACCGUAAGAAAUUCUUAAAGGAGCAACAUAGAAAAUCCUCGAAAAAGAAAACUGGAGUUGCAAUUGAACAAUUUGAACGUGAUUCAGAUGCCAUAGAAGCAGCAGUGCAGAAAUUGGAACUGACACAAAAGUAUAGAACCGGUGGGAAAAAGUUUGACGUUAACCCUGACAAAUAUGAAGGGAAGUAA
Messenger RNA from Spathaspora passalidarum NRRL Y-27907, 2244 nucleotides. It is a transcript of the gene RSM22, whose product is annotated as mitochondrial 37S ribosomal protein RSM22. The transcript has a single exon. Gene Ontology annotation, cellular component: mitochondrial small ribosomal subunit. The record is from RefSeq and is a predicted model, not a curated record. NCBI's taxonomy places the organism in Eukaryota, Fungi, Ascomycota, Pichiomycetes, Serinales, Debaryomycetaceae. The coding region runs from base 1 to 2244 and encodes 747 amino acids. Gene Ontology annotation, molecular function: methyltransferase activity; structural constituent of ribosome. Gene Ontology annotation, biological process: translation.